CCCAUUGCGUAUUGGUACUUAUCGGGUAUAAAAUAAAUCUGCUUCUCUUUGUUCCUGCGAACAGAACGGAAUUGUUCCAUUAUUACUAUCACCUGCGGCACGUAAUAAAUGUGAACCCUUGCACCGAGAUAAUCACUGAAUGAGGUCCAUAGCAUAGUCUUUUCCAAUGUGACAAAGUUACAUAGUGUCUAUUUUUCUUUGAUGAAGGGGUAUUUCCAUGGGUUUGCCUUGGUAUCGUGUUCAUACUGUCGUAUUGAAUGAUCCUGGUCGCUUGCUUUCUGUCCAUAUAAUGCAUACAGCUCUAGUUUCUGGUUGGGCCGGUUCUAUGGCUCUAUACGAAUUAGCUGUUUUUGAUCCCUCUGAUCCCGUUCUUGAUCCAAUGUGGCGACAAGGUAUGUUCGUUAUACCCUUCAUGACUCGUUUAGGAAUAACCAAUUCAUGGGGCGGUUGGAGUAUUACAGGAGGAACUGUAACCAAUCCGGGUAUUUGGAGUUACGAAGGUGUUGCCGGGGCACACAUUGUGUUUUCUGGCUUGUGCUUCUUGGCAGCUAUCUGGCAUUGGGUGUAUUGGGAUCUAGAAAUAUUCUGUGAUGAACGUACGGGAAAACCCUCUUUGGAUUUGCCCAAGAUCUUUGGAAUUCAUUUAUUUUUAUCUGGGGUGGCUUGCUUUGGGUUUGGUGCAUUUCAUGUAACAGGUUUGUAUGGCCCUGGAAUAUGGGUGUCUGAUCCUUAUGGGCUAACCGGAAAAGUGCAACCUGUAAGUCCUUCAUGGGGCGCGGAGGGUUUUGAUCCUUUUGUUCCGGGGGGGAUAGCUUCUCAUCAUAUUGCAGCGGGCACCUUGGGAAUAUUAGCGGGUCUAUUCCAUCUUAGUGUUCGCCCGCCCCAACGUCUAUACAAAGCAUUACGUAUGGGCAAUAUUGAAACUGUGCUUUCCAGUAGUAUCGCUGCUGUGUUUUUUGCAGCUUUCGUUGUUGCUGGAACUAUGUGGUAUGGUUCAGCGACUACUCCGAUCGAAUUAUUUGGUCCUACUCGUUAUCAGUGGGAUCAGGGAUAUUUCCAGCAAGAAAUAUAUCGAAGAGUUAACGCCGGGCUAGCUGAAAAUCUGAGUUUAUCGGAAUCUUGGUCUAAAAUUCCCGAUAAACUAGCUUUUUAUGAUUAUAUCGGUAAUAAUCCGGCGAAAGGAGGAUUGUUCAGAGCCGGCUCAAUGGACAACGGGGAUGGAAUAGCUGUUGGGUGGUUAGGACACCCUGUCUUUAGAGAUAAAGAGGGGCAUGAACUUUUUGUACGUCGUAUGCCUACCUUCUUUGAAACAUUUCCGGUAGUUUUGGUAGAUGGAGACGGAAUUGUGAGAGCCGAUGUUCCUUUUAGAAGGGCAGAAUCCAAGUAUAGUGUCGAACAAGUGGGUGUAACUGUUGAGUUCUAUGGUGGUGAACUCGAUGGAGUCAGUUAUAAUGAUCCUGCUACUGUGAAAAAAUAUGCUAGACGUGCCCAAUUGGGUGAAAUUUUUGAAUUGGAUCGCGCUACUUUGAAAUCCGAUGGUGUUUUUCGUAGUAGUCCAAGGGGUUGGUUCACUUUUGGACAUGCUUCGUUUGCUUUGCUUUUCUUUUUCGGCCACAUUUGGCAUGGUGCUAGAACCUUGUUCAGAGAUGUUUUUGCUGGUAUCGACCCAGAUUUAGAUGCUCAAGUGGAAUUUGGAACCUUCCAAAAACUGGGGGAUCCAACUACAAGGAGACAAGUAGUCUGAUACAACAUUUCUUUCAUAUGUCUAGCCUAUGUUUCAUAUAGGGUACUGGAGAAAUAUUAAUUCGAAUCAUCACCUAUUACUCUUGACCUUUACUUGUCUGGGAAAUGAUCCCAAAUGAACAGGUAUGGAAGCUAUAAUUGUAAAACACGAUCGAAUCUAUGGAAGCAUUGGUUUAUACAUUCCUGUUGGUCUCGACUCUGGGGAUAAUAUUUUUUGCUAUCUUUUUUCGAGAACCGCCUAAGGUUCCAAAUAAAAAGAUGAAAUGAUUUUUCAUUAUCUCAAUUGAAAUGAUGACCCUCCGAUGAGGAGGGUCAUCAUUUCAACUAGUCCCCGUGUUCCUCAAAUGGAUCUCUUAGUUGUUGAGAGGGUUGCCCAAAGGCGGUAUAUAAGGCAUACCCCGUAAAGCUUACAAGUAAACCAGAUAUGAAGAUGGCGACUAGAGUUGCAGUUUCCAUUAUUAAGUGAUUUCAAGACCACGAUGGAUCUACGAUAAGAUAGUUUAUUUACAACGGAAUCGUAUACAAAGUCAACAGAUCUCAAACAAUGCACGGAAUAGGAUUUAUGGCUACACAAACCAUUGAGGGUAGUUCCAGAUCUGGGCCAAGACGGACUAUUGUAGGCGAUUUAUUAAAACCAUUGAAUUCGGAAUAUGGUAAAGUAGCCCCUGGAUGGGGAACUACACCCCUUAU
Messenger RNA from Nymphaea colorata (pocket water lily), 2433 nucleotides. Its product is annotated as photosystem II CP47 reaction center protein. Gene Ontology annotation, biological process: photosynthetic electron transport in photosystem II; photosynthesis, light reaction; photosynthesis. The coding region runs from base 218 to 1744 and encodes 508 amino acids. The transcript has a single exon. Gene Ontology annotation, molecular function: chlorophyll binding. NCBI's taxonomy places the organism in Eukaryota, Viridiplantae, Streptophyta, Magnoliopsida, Nymphaeales, Nymphaeaceae. The record is from RefSeq and is a predicted model, not a curated record. Gene Ontology annotation, cellular component: photosystem II; membrane.